Molecule: messenger RNA, 2104 nt
Organism: Amaranthus tricolor (Joseph's coat)
Lineage: Eukaryota; Viridiplantae; Streptophyta; Magnoliopsida; Caryophyllales; Amaranthaceae
Product: protein CfxQ homolog
Exons: 7
Coding region: 347-1786 (479 amino acids)
Molecular function (GO): protein binding; ATP binding; ATP hydrolysis activity
Source: RefSeq, a predicted model, not a curated record
AGUUUGCAAGAGCAUGAAGUAUGAAAAAGAAAACCAGUAGAAAUCAAGUGUAGCUGUUCUAAAAAGACAAAUAGACAGCGGACUACCGACUAUUAAUAAAAAUAGGCACUGCGAUGGUGGAUUUGGACAUCCUAAAAGUUAUAUUACUAAAAGCCAAGAAAUUUCAGCACCCCUUCCAUCUCCUUUCACUGCUUCUUUUCUUCAUUCUUCCUUCUCCUUCUUCUUAUAUUCAUUCUUUCUCUCUCCUCUCUUUCCCAGGUUAGGAGAGAGAAAUUCUGAGGUUUUGUGGGAAUUUAUUUUUUGAUUACUUAAAAUUGAGAAUUCUAAUAAUAUUAGAAAAAGAAAAAUGGCGCCUGCUAUGGAUCAACGGUUUAGAUCUUCUAAGCCUAUAACCAUCCAUGGUUUUGCUCAGUCUGGGGAUCUUAAUGGCCUUCAGAGAUUGCUCAAAGAAAAUCCUUCCCUUCUCAAUGAACGAAAUCCUGUUAUGGCACAAACUCCUCUUCAUGUUGCUGCUGGUUACAACAAUGUUGAGAUUGUGAAAGUUUUGCUUGCUGGGAAGGAAGGAGAACAGGUUGAGCUUGAAGCCAAGAAUAUGUAUGGGGAGACUCCAUUACACAUGGCCGCAAAGAAUGGCUGUAAUGAAGCCGCUAAGUUACUUCUUUCUCAUGGUGCUUUCAUAGAGGCCAAAGCCAAUAAUGGAAUGACACCCUUGCAUCUUGCUGUUUGGCAUUCACUUCGUUCAGAUGACUGCUCGACAGUGAAGACCUUGCUCGAGUUUAAUGCUGAUUGCACUGCCAAGGAUGAUGAUGGCAUGGCCCCUCUAAACCAUUUAUCACCAGGUCCUGGAGGUGAGAAAUUGCGGAAGAUACUAAAUCAGUAUCUUGAGGAGCAGAGGAAGCGAAGGGCUCUUGAAGCUUGUGGUCAGACAAAAGCUAAGAUGGAUGAACUUGAGUGUGAACUGGAAAACAUUGUGGGUUUGCAUGACCUUAAGUUGCAGUUGAGAAAAUGGGCUAGGGGAAUGCUCCUUGAUGAAAGGCGUAGAGCUCUUGGUCUAAACGUGGGUGCUCGUAGAGCACCGCAUAUGGCAUUUCUUGGCAAUCCUGGGACAGGCAAAACUAUGGUGGCUAGAAUUCUCGGAAAGUUGUUAUAUAUGGUAGGAAUUUUACCCACCGAUAAAGUAACUGAAGUGCAGAGAACAGAUUUGGUUGGUGAAUUUGUUGGUCACACAGGGCCGAAGACUAGGAAAGUGAUUAAAGAAGCGGAAGGGGGAAUUCUUUUUGUAGAUGAAGCCUACCGUCUUAUACCGAUGCAGAAAUCAGAUGAUAAGGAUUAUGGGUUAGAAGCGUUGGAGGAGAUUAUGUCGGUUAUGGAUAAUGGGAAGAUAGUAGUCAUAUUUGCUGGGUACAGUGAGCCUAUGAAACGGGUAAUAUAUUCCAAUGAAGGAUUUUGCAGAAGGGUGACAAAGUUUUUCCAUUUUGAUGAUUUCAAUUCAAAGGACCUAGCCAAUAUCACUUACAUAAAGAUGAAUAAUCAAACGGAAAGUAGCCUUUUAUACGGGUUUAGGCUACACAAUUCGUGCAACUUGGAUGCAAUUGCGGAAUUGAUAGAGAGGGAAACGUCUGUAAAGCAAAGACAAGAGAUGAAUGGAGGUUUGAUUGAUCCGAUGUUGGUUAAUGCUCGAGAAAACUUGGACCUUAGGCUCAGCUUUGAUUGUAUGGAUUCGGACGAAUUGACGACUAUCACUUUAGAGGAUUUAGAAGCAGGCUUGCGGUCCUUUUCGCAAUAAGAAGGGGAUUAUUCAUAGCUAAGAAGUAAGAAGGUUGUCAAGCUUACAAUCAUCAAUCAUCAUUCACCAUCCAUCAUUCUUUUCAUUACUAUAAUAUUGAUGCAACAGAGAAGGCAUUAUUUUUUUGUAUGAUAUUUAUGUUCUAUAUAGUCUAAUUUAAGACAUACAUACUAGUAUGCUGAUGGUUGUACUAAAUCAAGUAUUUGUAUGAAUAAAAAUAUAUUCUUUAGUACAAAGAACACCCGUUCAAAAAAAAGUCUUGUAUAUAAUUUAUUGUGCAUCAACCUCAAAAGGUAUUAGAAUAGUAAGUCUUUUUAC